Hansenula anomala is the source of this 939-nucleotide messenger RNA. It is a transcript of the gene ARC35, whose product is annotated as Arc35p. The transcript has a single exon. Gene Ontology annotation, cellular component: Arp2/3 protein complex; actin cytoskeleton. Lineage: Eukaryota; Fungi; Ascomycota; Saccharomycetes; Phaffomycetales; Wickerhamomycetaceae. Bases 1 to 939 code for a protein of 312 amino acids. Gene Ontology annotation, molecular function: structural constituent of cytoskeleton; actin filament binding. The record is from RefSeq and is a predicted model, not a curated record. Gene Ontology annotation, biological process: actin filament polymerization; Arp2/3 complex-mediated actin nucleation.
AUGCUUCAAUUACAAAGUGAUAACUUGUUGAUCAAGAAAACAUUGACUGAAUUGUUUGAAACACCUCAAAAUGUUGAUAGAAUUGUUUCAGAUUUUGAUUAUACAACUUAUCAUUUAUCAACACCUGAAUCUAAAACAAAAUUACUAGUCUCUAUAAAUUCCAAAUCUUGGAAAGAUCUAAGCAAAUAUGAUGUGACUGGUAAAUUGAACUCUAUAUAUGGCCAAUUUCAAACUGAUACAGUGGAGCCAGGUUAUAAUUAUUCAAUUUAUCUUGAUUUAGAAGAGAUUGCAUCAAAAUCAAAAGAAGAACAAUUGGAAAUAAUUGAUCAAAUUUCAUUAUUGAAAAGAAACACACUAGCUGCUCCUUUCGAACAAGCAUUUGAUGAAUAUGAAGAACUAAAUGCUAAAUAUCAAGAAACUGGGAUUGAACCAGAAAAUUCAUCAUCAAUCAUUGAAAUCAAUUAUAGAGAUGAAGAAUCUAUUUAUAUUAAACCAUCAUUUGAUAGAGUUACAGUUAUAUUUUCCACAAUUUUCAAAGAUGAAACAGAUAAGAUCUUUGGUAAAGUUUUCUUACAAGAAUUUGUUGAUGCAAGAAAAAGAGCUGUUCAAAAUGCCCCACAAGUUUUAUAUUCUCAUAGAGAACCACCAUUAGAAAUUAGAGAUUUGAUCAAGUUUAGUCCAAAUGAACAAAAAGGUUAUGUCACAUUUGUUUUAUUCCCAAGACAUUUAGUUCAACAAAAAAGAUAUAAUACAAUUUCUCAUAUUCAAUUAUUUAGAAAUUAUUUCCAUUAUCAUAUCAAAUGUUCAAAAGCUUAUAUGCAUUCAAGAAUGAGAUUCAGAGUUAAUCAAUACUUAAAAGUGUUGAAUAGAGCAAAACCAGAAAAUGAUGAAGCUGUUGAAAGAAAGACUGCAACUGGUAGACGUUUCCUUGAAAGAUAA